GCUAGCCUUGGGUGUUAGCUAGCCGCUUGAUUUUCUCUCCAACAUACUUUGAUCCAGCAGGUGGGUCACAGUUUAUGUCAACAACUUUGUACGGAGCCACGCUGAUUAACUCAUGCAACGAAAGCAUUGGUUUAUAAAAGUAACCGCUUGUUGUCAGAAAUAAAUGUCGUCAGAUGGAUGGUAAAAGUUGAAAACCAAUGUUAGCUAACAGCUAGCUGGCUUGUUAACAAGUUGGCUAGCUUAACGUUAGCUAGCAUAGCUGUAAAAUGAACUCUUAGCUGAUUUUGCUUAACAAACACACAUAAACGUCCGCUAGUUAUCAGAUAUAUAGCUAGUUGAUGUGUCGUAGGUCAGUAGGAAGGAUGGACAGUCUGUUUUCAGUGUAAACGCAGUAACUUGUUAUGAGUUUUACGCACAGCGACAAAAAUGUCCAUGUUAGGUCAUCUUCACACGGCGGGUUGGUUCUGCUAAGAAGAGCUGCAUACAUCUACUCAGAGGAUGUUAGGAUGGAGUGUGGCCCAGUUCUGCCGGACAGCCUGGUGUUGGAGAUCUUCCUGCGUCUGCCCCAUGAUGCUGUGCUGAGAGCUGGUCUGACCUGCAGACAGUGGCUGGCUGUCUCCAGAGAUGAGUUCCUUUGGAGGGAGCUGUUCUACAGCUACUACCGCAUACCACGCUCUGUACCCCGACACCCAGCGGCUGUGUCGUGGUACAGGGAGUUCAGACGUCUGUUUGACUGCAUCCCCUGUGUGGAGGUUCAGACGCUGAGAGAGCACAGCGACCAAGUCCUCCACCUGGCUUUCUCUCACAGGGGUCACCGGUUCUCCUCCUGCUCCAAAGACUGUACUGUUAAGCUAUGGGACACAGAGCGGCUAGAUGGUAAUAUCUCACUGGUGCACAGCUCCAGCAUGCGGCAGUUUAACUGGGGCUACACCCAGUUCUCCCAGUUCAACGCUGACGACACCCUGCUGCUCGUGUCUGGUGUGUACUUGGGCCCACACCACUCCUCGUAUGGGGAAAUCGCUGUCAUCAGUCUGGAAAAUUACAUGCUGUUGUCACGUGUGAGGAACAAGCCAUACGAUGUGUUUGGCUGCUGGCUGAAUGAGACUCACCUGAUCUCUGGGAACCUGCACUGGAUAGGCAACAUGACGUCCUGCUCUGUGCUCUGGCUCAAUAAAGCCUUCCAGGAUGUUGAAUCAGAGAACGUCAACGUGGUCAAGCGCCUUUUCAAGAUCCAGAACUUCAAUGCCAGCACCAUCCGCACAGUGAUGGUGGCCCACUGCCGUCGUCAUGACAACCCAGACUUGCUGCUGGACUACGAGGCUCAGUCUCAGGCUCGAAGGCAGAAAGGGAAGCAGCAGCAGCAGCACCAGCCCCUACUCUUUGACCUGGGAACCUCCGGCAGUGAGGAAGAAGACGAGGAAGAGGAGGGCGAGGAGCGUCAGAGGGAAGCCUGGUGUCACGGCCUCCCCACUGCCCGCCUUCCUCAGCCCACCAUCUCAGGCCUGGAGCAUGUUAUACAGAGUUGUAAAAAUGUAGGGCCCAGGGAGGUGGCGAUUGAGACCCAGGUGGCCCGGAUGAUGGGCAGAGCCCACACUAAGGCCCCUGACUCCAGCCUAAUUGAGCCCUCUGAGCCUGGGGAGGGAGAGGACAUAACAUACUUACUCUUCACUACUGGCAGCCUCACAUACUCCCCUCACCAGAUAGGUAUUAAGCGGAUCAAGCCGGACCAGAUGACCACUUGUGGUCCUGUACUUGGGGAAGAGCGGAGUUCAGAUGAAUUUUUUGAUUCCCUGGACCAUGUCAUUGAUAUCCAUGGACACAUCAUUGGUAUGGGCCUUUCUCCAGACCACAGGUACCUUUAUGUGAAUAGCCGGGCUUGGCCAGUCGGGUGUGUGAUCUCUGACCCCAUGUCCCCUCCUCCCAUUGCUGAAGAGAUAGACCUGCAUGUGAUCGAUCUAAAGAGUUUGAGGGAGGAGAGAAGGAGUCUGCGCGCUCACCGAGCCUUCACGCCUAAUGACGAGUGCUUCUUUAUCUUCCUCGAUGUCAGCAGGGACUUUGUUGCCAGUGGAGCAGAGGACAAGCAUGGCUACAUCUGGGACCGUCACUACAACAUCUGUCUGGCACGUCUGGCUCACGAUGACGUGGUGAACUCGGUGGCGUUCAGCCCCGCUGACCAGGAGCUGUUGCUGUCUGCCAGCGAUGACUCUACCAUUAAGGUGUGGCGCUCGCCGCGCAUGGUCCGCCUAGCGCAGGCCCCAGCCCGACCGCCGAGGCCCCGCAGCCUCCUGCCGUCCUGGCUGAGCCGCAACAAGAACUCCAGCAGUGUCAAUGGAAAACCAUGAGUCAGGUUGGGAAACACUUUGGAGGGAGCGGGGAGAGGAAAGUUUGAUCUGUUUCAUCUGUGGUGUGAAUAUAUAUAUAUAUAUAUAUACACUCCAUGUAUAUGUACAGUGUGGUUACGGUCAGUGGUUUUGCUUGAGCUGUGACACACAGCAGUGCUCAGUGUCUUCAGCUUACAGGAGACGGGACGUGAUGUGACUCAGGGUUAGCCACCAGAGAGCGCCGUUGCACCAGCCGUGCAAGGACAGAAAAACAGACUCUGUCGUGCUGUUGACAGGAGUGAUGUGAAAUGUUAUCAGAUAGAUAGUGUAGAGCUGACACCUAAAUGCACAAGACAGACAUCCAAACAUGUUCCAUAAGAGAUGGUUUUUGUCUGUUUUUAUCUGUAAUGCUGCGUCUGAACAGAGCCAACACAGGACUCCUGGACCUGAGGUGUAAAUAUACUGCAGAGAUGGCACCUUAAGAUCGCGGUCAUCAUGUCCUGCUCCUCAGAGGCAAAGUGCUGAGAACUGAAAAUUAUUUCAGAAAUGUCUUUUCUUAUUAAUGAAUAUAUCCAAUUGAUGUUUUGAGUAUAAACACCUCCAUAAACCCUGUUUUCAGAGAAUUAUAAAACCAUUUAAAACCAAAAGGGAAGACGGCAUUUAGCUGCAUUUACCGCAGUCUGUCUUGGUUUUUAAGUACAUCCCAUCACAUUGUUUUUGUGCCCCAGAAACUAUCCAUCACUAUUCCAUUCAAUGUAGAAUUAUUGAGUAAUAUAAUCUAGAGGAGUUGUUGAGGAACAGUUAGCGUGAAGCAUGACUGUGAACAAAAAAAAUUGCUGUUUGUGUAGCUAAUUGUUAUUUGGGCCUAUAUUCUGUAAAAAUGUAUUUAAACACUUUUAUUAAUUUGUAGCACAAAGCCACACCUAAGAAAUUCAUGUCUCCUGGACUUUAAAUAAAAAAUGUAUUUUCUUUCCUCAUCAUUACAUGUGUCAGAAGGUUUGUUUAGUUUCCAAGCAGAACGUCCCCACUUGACCCUGGACACUUUGACCCUGCAUAGCUUUGGUCAUUUUAGUACAUCCACGUAUUAUUUUCUAUUAAAUAGUGUGCACGUUAGGCACACUGUAGAAUGAGCAAUGUUACAUUACAUAUUUAUAUACUUUACAUCUCCUUCAGGAUACAUCCUGGCUGUUUUGAUCAGUGUGAUUGGGUUAAGGAGGUAUUUUAAUAUGGCCCAAAUAGUUAAAUUCACUAACUUUAAAAGUGAAUUGAUAUAAUGUUCAAUAAAUACAUUCAGUAAUUUGGGGAUUUUAUUAAAGUUAUAAUUCUGUUGAAAGAACAGAUUGUACACCACAGUCUUAAGCAGUAUUUAAUUUGAACAAGAACAAUAAAGAAAAACAUAAAUUUCAUGGAGAUUUUAAGUCACAGAAAUGUCACCCAAUUCUUUAAUUUGGACAUAAUGUAUGUGUGUAGUAUACCUUUAAAAGUGGCUAACAUUUGAUUACAAUAAUCUGAAAUGCUCAUGCAGACCAAUAUCAUCAAGUCAUAAAGUCCAAAGGACAGUGACAAUGAGAUCAAUAGAAAAAGUGGAGCAAACCUUCUGCCGAUUCUAUUCAAAAGCCUCAUCAACACGUCUGUGUUUUUGUUUUUUUGGGCCCCAACAGUCUUUAAAUGUUUGUGUGUACACGGGUUACCCCUUUACUUCCCAUCAUGCCUGUAGUCCUCUUCUAGGUCCUUCAGUUUUAUCGCUCGUCAACCGGUCUCAAAUAAAACAAAACAAAAAGGAAUACAUAAAUGAACCAUGACACUUUGUUUUUCAGUUGCAGUUUAACCAGCUAAGGUUCAGGUACUUUACCUCCUACAUGUUUAUGUUUUCUUGGAGAUUCCCUGCUGAAGGAGGCUGUGACUGAUUUAUAAAACCCCUUAUGAUUGUAGGUUAAUCAGAACCCCGCUAAAGUGAACUGUCUGGUUGUAUUUGCAUGUUGCAAGUUUUCAGAGAAAUUUGUGUGAAUUACUCACUUCAUCAGCUGACCUUUGCCUCCAUUUGAACACUAUUUUUCAUGUUUGGAAAUGUGUGUAAUAAGUCAUGAACCUCUCCUUGGUUCCCUUUGACAACUUUCUUAACUGUUAUUUCAUUUGUCAUGUAAUUUUUACUGUAGCUCCAUCUUUUUAAUCAUGAUGGCUGUCCUCUAAUGUUACUUUCAUACUCCUCUGAAAUAAAAAGCAUGCCCUGAAAGGCCAAAUGUC
Messenger RNA from Siniperca chuatsi (mandarin fish), 4565 nucleotides. RefSeq names its product F-box and WD repeat domain containing 5 (gene fbxw5). Gene Ontology annotation, cellular component: Cul4-RING E3 ubiquitin ligase complex; SCF ubiquitin ligase complex. Gene Ontology annotation, biological process: protein ubiquitination. The record is from RefSeq and is a predicted model, not a curated record. The transcript has 10 exons. Gene Ontology annotation, molecular function: protein binding. NCBI's taxonomy places the organism in Eukaryota, Metazoa, Chordata, Actinopteri, Centrarchiformes, Sinipercidae. The coding region runs from base 402 to 2342 and encodes 646 amino acids.